This is a messenger RNA of Ilyonectria robusta, 2325 nucleotides long. RefSeq names its product fungal-specific transcription factor domain-containing protein. The coding region runs from base 1 to 2325 and encodes 774 amino acids. Gene Ontology annotation, molecular function: zinc ion binding; DNA binding; DNA-binding transcription factor activity, RNA polymerase II-specific. The transcript is spliced from 3 exons. NCBI's taxonomy places the organism in Eukaryota, Fungi, Ascomycota, Sordariomycetes, Hypocreales, Nectriaceae. Gene Ontology annotation, biological process: DNA-templated transcription; regulation of DNA-templated transcription. The record is from RefSeq and is a predicted model, not a curated record.
AUGGCUCCCUCGACUCCGAGUUCUGCUUCCAUAUGCGUCGCUACUGCGCCUGCGCCUGGCGGAGAUUCCGACGGCGCAGCGCAGAAGCGCCCAGCGUGGGACAGCACCAGCGACCGCGCAUCCAAGCGGCGUGCCUCCAAAGCCUGUCUCUCUUGUCGCAAUCGCAAGGUCCGCUGUGACGUGGUAAAUGGCGGCGUCCCCUGCACAAACUGUCGCUUGGACGGCGUUCAAUGCGUCACCAAAGAGUCGAAUCGUGGCAGGAAGCCUGCUAUGGUUGUGAGCCCUGUUGCUCCCCAGUCUCCGCCGCCAACAUUGUCCUCCCACGAGGAAGAGACUUCACCGCCGCCUCAUCAGCCUGAUGAAUACCUCGUCUCCUUGUCGUUUGAAGACCAACAGCGAAAUACUCCACGGAGCGAGCUAGCCGAGCCGAUCAAUGACGAUCCUCGACAUCCACAUCACAGCCCCUUCUCCCUCAGGGAUAAUGCAGCUUCAGUACCAUCGCCAGAGCAGCUCAGUUCAGAACCUGCUCAUCGUUCCAUCCAUGACCAGUCCGGACGACUUCCACCGUAUAUUCGGCGACUUCCUCCUCACAUCAGCUCCAGAGAUAUCCAGUACCUAGCAGAAAAGGAUGCUUUAACCAUUCCCGACGAUGACUUCCGCGACGAGCUGUUGAGAACCUACGUCAAUAUUGUGUAUCCGUUUAUGCCGGCCCUGGAUCUCGAGGAUUUCAUCGGGCCUAUCAUUCGUCAGGACGACCGGAACCCUGUUAGCCUACUGCUUUUCCAAGCAGUCAUGUUCGCCAGCGUCACCUUCGUGGACGAGACCCUACUCAAGACGAGAGGUUAUCGUAGCAGAAAGGCAGCCCGAAAAGCAUUCUUCGGCCGAGUGCGUCUGCUUUACGGUUUAGACUGCGAACCAGAUCGCCUCUCGCUCAUCCAGGCCCUCCUCUUGAUGACAUACUGGUACGACCGCCCAGACGACGAAAAGGACACUUGGUAUUGGAUGGGCAUCGCCCUUUCUCUAGCUCAGAUCGUCGGACUCCACCGGAAUCCCGACAAGAUGAAGAUGAGUCGAAAAGAGAGGGCGUUGAGGUGUCGCAUCUGGUGGUCUUGCGUUAUGCGGGACAGGCUGCUGGCUCUAGGGAUCCGACGUCCUGCUAGGAUUCGGGACGAAGAGUUCAAUGUCCCAAUGCUCACUUUGGACGACUUUGUCCUUGAUGUUCCGUCGCCUGAUCUCGUCAAGUUGCUUGGAGAGUCAAGAUUGACAAGUCCAGAUCCUGAGGGGCGCAGAAUGGUGGCAGUCAUGUGUAUUGAGCUGAGCAAACUGUGCGUUUGUCUGGGCCACAUCUUGUACUCGCAGUAUACGGUCCUGGGGAAUCAUCCUGUAGGGUCUGAGUACCUAUUGAAGGUCAUCGUGAUGCCCAGACAAUCCGAGAAACGAGCCCAGGAGAUGGGAAAAUGCGACAAAGAGCUAAACGACUGGCUCAACAGCCAAGACACGGCGUCUAGGUACAACCCCGGACCAAUUGGACAUGGAGAUAAUCGCGACAAAGCAAUGCGCAUGAUUCGACUUCAUCAAGCAUUGCUUCACAUGAUAUAUCUGACAACAUUGGGUGUGCUGCAUAGACCCCAGGUCUUCUACUCUGGGUCUGACAGCAGUGAGAGCGGCAUCAGUAGAAAGGUAUCGAGAGAAAAGGUCACAGAGGCCGCUAUUGCCAUGACGAAAUUGGCAUUCGAUCUGCAAUCCACCAACCAGCUGCGGUACUUGUCCACCAGCAGCAUCCCGGCGUUUCUUUCUGCAACGCUCAUCCACCUGCUAGACAUCAAGUCUCCAAAUGAGGAAGUUCGGAAUGUGAGCAUUGGGCGAUUCUAUCAAUGUGUGCAAGCACUGCACCAGCUUCAGGACAUGUAUGCCUCCGCCGACUAUGCUGUUCGCUUCUUGGAGAAUGUGCUCAGGAACACCGAUAUCAAUAUUCCCAUGCUGAGAUUUGGACGGCCUCAAUCGAAGCUCGUCGACACAAACAAUGAGCGGUCGGCAUUUCCGGGAUCUGCAUUAGACAUAAGCACAUCCAGUCGCCUGGAAACGGCGUAUCCGAGUCCCUCGAGCACCCGAAACCAACCAUCCUUAGACGCUACAAGACUGGAUGCUCCUCUUCAGACGAGUCUAACUCAACCGCUCAGUCCCUUGCUAGAUUCAUUUGAUAGUUGGCCGAUGGAUAACAGCCUCCUCGACGACAAUCAGCAACUUACUGAGAUUAUUGCGGGAUCUCCAUAUUUGACAAUGACGCACGGCCAACUGUGGGAUGGUCAAUGCCUUGACGAAUAA